CGUCAGUACUCAGCGCUCCCGAUCUAGCAAUGACGUUUAAGUUACUCAUCAUUGCCGCCCUUGUGGUAAUGACUGUCGGCCGCCCAGAAUUCGCCAGCCCAUCCUACUCCGCCCACGCUCCCCCAGAGGAUCCCGUCCGCUACGACUUCAGUUACGGUGUGAACGAUGCUUAUUCAGGAACCCCGCACGGACACGAAGAAACGCGGGAUGGCGAGUUCACGAAGGGCAUCUACUACGUGCAGCUUCCUGACGGUCGCCUGCAGCAGAUCACCUACACUGUUGACGGGGACUCUGGCUUCCUGGCUGAGUUGAAGCACUAAGGAUUUUUGCGCAGGGAUUUGCCUCUUUAUUGUUUACAUUGCAAUGGCUGUGGUUUAAUGGAUAUGUAUUGU
Molecule: messenger RNA, 392 nt
Organism: Penaeus monodon (black tiger shrimp)
Lineage: Eukaryota; Metazoa; Arthropoda; Malacostraca; Decapoda; Penaeidae
Product: cuticle protein 7-like
Exons: 3
Coding region: 30-320 (96 amino acids)
Cellular component (GO): extracellular matrix
Source: RefSeq, a predicted model, not a curated record